Messenger RNA from Alternaria atra, 864 nucleotides. RefSeq lists its product as uncharacterized. The transcript has a single exon. Lineage: Eukaryota; Fungi; Ascomycota; Dothideomycetes; Pleosporales; Pleosporaceae. Gene Ontology annotation, cellular component: U2-type catalytic step 1 spliceosome. The coding region runs from base 1 to 864 and encodes 287 amino acids. Gene Ontology annotation, biological process: mRNA splicing, via spliceosome. The record is from RefSeq and is a predicted model, not a curated record.
AUGUCUGAACGAAAAGUGCUCACCAAGUACUACCCGCCAGACUUCGACCCUUCGAAGAUCACGCGUCAACGCGGUCCCAAGAAUGCCGGUCCUAAGCUGAUGACGGUUCGCCUUAUGGCCCCUUUCUCCAUGAAGUGUACCCACUGCGGCGAGUUCAUCUACAAAGGGCGCAAGUUCAACGCGCGCAAAGAGACGACGGAUGAAAAGUACUACAACAUUGCUAUAUUCCGCUUCUACAUUCGAUGCACGCGAUGCUCCGGCGAGAUCACCUUCAAGACCGACCCCAAGAACAUGGACUACGAAUGCGAGCGUGGCGCAAAGAGGAACUUUGAGCCAUGGAGGGAGGCUAAGCUCAACGAGGAGACCGAAGAAGAGCGUUUGGACCGCAUAGAAAGAGAGGAGGCAGAGCGCGAUGCGAUGAAGGAACUCGAAACAAAGGUCAUCGAUGCGAAGACGGAGAUGGCCAUUGCAGAUGCACUAGACGAAAUCCGGUCGAGAAAUGCAAGACUGGAGAAGGCAGACCGCGAAGGCACAAGAACCGACGUCCAGCCCGAUGCUGCCGACGAACGACGGAAGAAGCAAGAGGAAGAAGACGCAGAGGCUGCACGACAAGCUUUCGCAAAUCGGAGCAUGCCUGAUAUCGGGGAGGAAACGAUCGAUGAAGACAUGUUCGACGCGCCAGCCGAGGCACCUGUGGUCACAACUUUUACCAAGAAGCCGAAGGAAAAGAAGGACUUCAGCGCUGCACUGGGCAUCAAGAAGAAGACGCCUGCACCGGCACCUGCGCCUCAGGUCAAAGCUGCUGCGCCACCUUCAAAACUAUCGACCAUGCUUGUAGCUGGUUACGACAGCGAUGAUGACUGA